Messenger RNA from Talaromyces rugulosus, 1266 nucleotides. RefSeq lists its product as uncharacterized. The record is from RefSeq and is a predicted model, not a curated record. Lineage: Eukaryota; Fungi; Ascomycota; Eurotiomycetes; Eurotiales; Trichocomaceae. The transcript is spliced from 2 exons. Gene Ontology annotation, cellular component: COP9 signalosome; cytosol. Bases 1 to 1266 code for a protein of 421 amino acids.
AUGGCUUCUCAAAAGUUCGCGUCCGCGCUAGCGGACAUCGAAGCAUCCAGCAGCCAGCAGGCAAAACCGCAGCUCUACAGCGAGCUGCUCGCCAAAAUCGUCACAAGCUCCUCCGGGCAUGAACUAUCGCAAGACUUGAUUUACUAUCUCGACUCGAUCCUCAGCGAAAACGUCAGCAUCGUCGCCGCCCGCCCUCUUCUUGAUUCUUUCAUCAACGUGCUCCGUGACCUUCCGUCGGACAUCAAAGUCAAAGUCGGCCAGCAUGCCGUGACCCUCCUACAAUCUCGGUCCGCGUCGGUAGAGGAACAAGAUUCGAGCAUACGGGAGAUACUUGCGGAUGCCUACGAGGCAGAGGAAGAAUAUAUCGCGGCAGCACGGGUGCUGCAAGGGAUCCAGCUUGACAGCUCGCAGCGGCUCAUCACUGAUGCCGCAAAGACGCGCAUGUGGAUUCGUAUUCUCCGGCUGUACCUGGAGGAAGAUGAUACGACCAGUGCUGAAGCAUUUUUGAAUCGAAUCAAGAACCUGCCUAGCAAGAUCGAAGACCCGGAGUUGAAAUUACACUUUCAACUUUCACAAGCCCGUAUCCUUGAUGCGCGUCGGCGCUUCCUGGAUGCGAGCCAGGAGUAUUUUAACGUCAGCUUGGCGGUUGGGGUUGACGAAAGUGACCGACUGCAGGCUCUGGCAGCGGCAAUUAUCUGUGCAGUGCUUGCCCCCGCUGGGCCCCAGCGUUCACGGACUUUGACACGGCUAUACAAAGACGAUCGUGCAACAUCUGUGGAGGUUUUUGCUAUUCUGGAGAAAAUGCAUCUCGACCGGCUACUGACGCCGGACGAAGUUGCGGCUUUCUCUCAAAAAUUACAACCCCAUCAGCUUGCAAAGACGGCUGAUGGAUCGACUGUGCUGGACAAGGCUGUGAUUGAGCACAAUCUUGUGGCUGCCAGCAAGCUCUACGAAAACAUCAGGACAGAUGCCCUGGGAGUUAUUCUGGGACUACAAGACUCUGGAGAUACGACGGCGGGUGAGAAAGCAGAGGCAUAUGCUGCUCGCAUGGUGGAACAGGGGCGCCUCAAAGGCAGCAUUGAUCAGAUCGAGGGAGUGAUCUACUUUGAUCUAGGUGUUUCGGGAGUUGGAAACGCAGGCACGAUGGGCAGGACUCUACGAUUAUGGGAUACCGGGGUGGAGGCGGUGGCAGAGGACGUUGAACGAGUUGCUUCUAGCGUUUCGGCCGCUUUUCCUGAAAUAGCUGCAUCGCAAAUGGUGCAUUGA